GCAGAAAAGAAAAAUGGAGGAUCGGUUGAAAGAGAUUACGAUUCGGAGGUAAAACAAAACCGUUGUCGAUGAAAUAUGCCAAGGAAUCGUGCCGGGGUAUUACCCCUGCCAGAUGGAUGGGAGGAAUGCCGUGACUACGACGGAAAACUGUUCUUUAUAGACCAUUCCAAUCGGCAAACAACCUGGAUCGACCCGAGGGACAGAUUUACCAAGCCCCAGACAUUUGCAGACUGUGUCGGAGAUCAGCUUCCCUAUGGAUGGGAACAGUGUGUUGAUGAGCAGCUGGGGCCAUACUUCAUCAACCACCUAAAUCAAAGCAACCAGCUUGAGGACCCACGGGAACAAUGGCGCAGUCAACAGGAAGUGAUGCUCAAAGAGUAUCUGGUCACGGCCCAGGAAGAUCUCGCUGCCAAGCGCGAGAUUUAUACAGUGAAGGAGCAGAGACUGAUGCUGGCACAGGAUGAAUACCAACACCUCAACGACACACUCGCCAGUUGGAAGUCAUCUCGUACAAGUUUAAACUCCAACUCCAGCGUAGGUAGUACAAAGUAUGACCCAGAUUUGUUGAAAGCUGAUGUCCAUCAUGCUAAGAAUCGUGUAUCAAGGCUGCGUCGGGAGUUGGAGCAGAUCCGCACUGAAAUGCAUUACAAGGAACAGGGGGUGGAGACCCUCACGAGAGUGGAUCAGAAGCUGUCGGGACAGAACGGAACAUACAAUGUGUCGCAGGCCCACGCUAUUGUACAGGAGAUCAAACAGAUACAAACCUCUAUGUCUACAAAGGAACAAGAGAAACAGUCUCUGAUUGCGUCUCUUGCCCGCCUUAAGGACGACUUCCUAUUGUCUAAAAAUGGUGGGUCGUCUCCGGAUGUUUCCACGCUCUCCAUACCACUCAAGUCUAACACAGCAUCCCAAACAGACCUGCGAGGAGAGCUUGGUCCUGGUAGUAGUUCAUAUAUCCAGGAGAUUACACAGCUACGCCUACAGUACCAAGAAUCCCGCAGCCGAUUACUGGACCUGAAACACAAGUUGGCAAACGUAGAGGACCAAAUGAUUCCUGGGCAAAAUGAGUCGGAUAAAGACAGACUGAUGUUACUACAAGAGAAGGAACAGCUUCUGAGAGAACUCAAGAGUAUCGAUCCAAAGGGUCGCAGUGAGGGCGAGAUAUUCUCCAUCCGUACUCAGAUACAGCAGCUGGAAAAUGACCUUGUCAUCGCCAUAGAUACGUCUAAUAAACAGAUAGCUGACAGAAUUCAGCUUCAAGAGCAGAAGUCUUCACUCAUGCAGGAGUUAUCCGAGGCUACAAGGCUGACAACCUUACUGGAGUCCCAACUUCGGAGCCUGUCGGUGAGCACCCUGUCCAUGUCAUCCGGUUCUAGUCUGGGAUCCCUAGGGUCCUUGUCCUCUUGUAGCCAUAGUUCUCUCACCUCUCUCAGCAUGCUGGACAUCUACCCGCAGCCAUCCGAAACCAACCUUUACGACCUUCAUCGAAGGUUGGAAAAGUUGUUAAAAGGACACAGUAUAUCACCGAUACAUGAAAACCCACAGGCGACCCCGGCUAGUUUGGACAUUACGUCGGCGGCAACCCGUGGCUACAUGGAAAGUAUCAAAGCCAGUAAUACAGAACUGUCUUCAUCCAUGAGAUCAAUAUCAUCGCGAUCGUCUUUGUCAUCUGUUUCUCCGCCAGUGUCGCCCUAUGAUGUGGGUCCGCCUCCAUCUUACCAUGAACAUAUCACAUCAGUGGAGCGACAACGAGUGGGAUUCUUUGGUAGUAACAGUAGUCUGAGCCCUGGUACGGCUAAUAGUGUCGAAACUGAGCAAUCAAAAGUAGUGUUAGAUUCAUCAUCCUCAUAUCAUCAACUCGGCUCCGAAAAUAAUACACAGACUAAUCUGUUCCUCGGGGCCUCCCUCAAUAAGAAGCCAGUAAUGGGGGCGAGUGAGCAGCUCAUGGAUUCUGCUACACAAGUUUUGUCUGGCCCCAAGAAGGUGGCCCAGCCUCAGUACCCAGAUAACAUGGAUGUUAUGUCAAAUCCCCCACUGAGCCCUAUCAGUGAGAGUAGCUCAGGGGUAGGGAACAAUUUGUCAGGGGCUAAUACCCGUAGUGUUUCUGCUGCUGUUAGUGACGAGUCUGUGGCGGGUGACAGUGGAGUGUUUGAGGCAUCCAUGAACAUCACCAAAAGGGAUGUACUAGAUGAGGCACUGGAGAUGAAUUUAGAAAGUGCUCAAAUACAGAUCAAACUGAGGUAUGAUCACAUGGAGGGCAGUCUUGUUGUGGUACUGGAGCAGGCCCGGAAUCUAUCAGCAUUAGCUUUCUCUGUAGGAAGCAAAGUAUAUAUAAAGGCUGCUCUCCUGCCCCACAACAUGGAUCUGCUGUGGGAAACACAGCCUUCUUCUGACCUCAAGAAUCCUCGUUUUUAUCAGGCCUUCCGAGCAAAAGUUGCUGAAUCAAAACUGCUGAAUAAAACACUGCAGGUUCAUGUGUGGAGUGUACAUCAGCAACUCGGCAAGGAGUGUCUGGGAUGUGCACAAGUAAGCUUGGCAGACUUUGAUCCUCGGAUCACGUCCAUUAGAUGGUACAACGUACUCAGCUUUAAGUUUAUGCAGUCAGAUUCUGUCGCUACUAAACCCGUCCUGGAGAGUAAGAAAGAAGACGAUGUCUCGGAACCAUCACAAAAAUCAUCAUCACCACCCUCAAACAUCUUGCCACCCUCAUCACAACAGACGGAACCUGUUGACAAAGUGAAACAGCUGCUGGAGGCAUCAUCGGCACGGUUACAGAGGACGGUGGAAGACCGUGUAAUUAACAGAAAUACUCAUCCUACAAUAGCCUCAUUAAAGGAGGAAAGCAGUGACGAGUCAACCGUCAUCUCCUCGCAGACCUCUACUCUUACAAGGAAUCAGGGUAGGUCCAACGUCAUCUCCUCGCAGACCUCUACUCUUACAAGGAAUCAGGGUCCAGAGGAUAUGGAGCAUCACAGAGACAUGGGCUUCACCAUGGGACCUGACGAAGACGAGGAAGACGAGGAAGAUGAAGGGGAAAUAAAUGAUCAUCUGCAUAUUCAACAAAUUCUGAACCAGUUUGACCAAGCGGUGGACAGUGAGAACUCGGACCAGGAAGAUUUGGUGGUGACUUGUGACAAAGAGACCAAUACUGAUGGUAUAUAUGCCACAACCCAGCCGACCAUCAAACGCCGUCCUCCACAGCCCAGUGUGGCCAGUUCCCGUGGUAGUACGAUACGCCGCUCUCAAACAUUCUCUCCUGCCUGUAGGCCUGGUAACAACUACGUCUGUAAGCUUAACCGCAGUGACAGUGAUAGUUCUAUGCCACACUUUAAGAAGGGCCCUUUCCAGAGACAUUCUGCGGAGCGCCGGAGCUUGAGGUGGAAAAGGGCGACUAUCUGUGGUACAAAGGGAGAGAAGAUUCCGCUGCGGACGUCCAUCGACCUUGAGCUUGACCUUCAGGCUUCACAGAUGAAGUUGAGCCACCUGGACGAUGACAUUAAUCGCCUGCGAGAACUCACAGUCACCCUGGAACAAGCCAAGGCAAAAGGCGAGACAGAACUUCCUUCGUGGCUUACAGACGAUGAACACUUUCAGAAACUUUUAACGGAUGCUGAUAGAAUGAUAUUGUUAAGGCCUCAGUCGUCACCAGAAGUGAAAAAAGAUGGCCAGAAACUGUCAAAGCACGAUCGAAGAGCAGAACAACUCCUGAAAAAAGUGACAAAGGACAUUCAAAAAAUAAAACGCACAAAUCCGAACUGUAAUGUCAACACCUUCAGGGAGAAGAUGGCGUUCUUUACAACUGUAAACAUGCUGGUACCGGUCGUAGGACCCGAGACAAGCAGUGACGAUCCUCAUGUUGAUAAGUUUGUACAAACACCUGUUGUAACAUCAGAGGCAGCGGGUAAAAGUGAAGAGUCACGCUUCGAUGAGUUUCUCAAAGACGAACGUCUUGGACAAGAAGUUUAACAGUCAUCUGAAAUGUGAACCAAAAAGUGUUUGUACAAAACUGGCCGGUGGUCACUGAUAGCUGAUGGAUACCUACUGACCAGUGGUCACUGAUUCCUGAUGGAUUCCUACUGACCGGUGGUCACUGAUACAGUAUCUCUGUUGUAGAGAUAUAAUUCCCUACAUAAAUUAAACAAGGAGUGAUCAUGAUGACAUCACAAAACACUGGGAACGGGUCACAAACAUCAAGUUUAAAUCAUUCUAUGUAUGUUUGUGAGGUAUUCACACCAAUUCUUGUUGGUGAAUGAUCCCUGCUGGAACGGUGUUGGGCAUUGAAGACAAAUUUACAUUUGAACGGGUAUUGUGGAAGGGAUUUUACCUUUCUCUAUAUUUUUGUUUUGAUCCGGUUAUGAUAUUGUGAGUUUAGAGCCAAAGUACUCAGAAACAGGUGAUGACUGACGGGAGGCGUUUCUACUAGAGACAAUUCAUUCCAAGUGUUUUUAUAAGUGUGCCCUGUUUCAACAUUACCCUCACAAACAUUAAUGACCUGUAUUGGGAAAGAAUGGAAAUUUAGACAAUGUGACUUGUAAAUAUCGAGGAUAAUAUUAAAAUAUGGAGAAGUUGUCAGAGACCCAUCAAUAGGGAGGUCACUUCUCUGUGACGUAGUGUUGGAACAGGGCCGUGUGUGUGAGUGUCCCAUACUGAGUGACUUGGUAUAUCUAAUAUGUCUGAGGGAGAAAUGUAAGGUUGUAUCAUAAUGUCUGACAUCUCAGUAUGUUUAAACAGCUUUUUAAAAAUUCAAAUUGUUUGUAAAAUCACAAAUAUAUUGUCUCAAGGUGGAAAGUGUUCUGACGGUAGUAUGUGAUUGUGUGAUCACAUUUAACACAUGUUUGACGGUAGUAUGUGAUUGUGUGAUCAUAUUUAACACAUGUUUGACGGUAGCAUGUGAUUGUGUGAUCACAUUUAACACAUGUUUGACGGUAGUAUGUGAUUGUGUGAUCAUAUUUAACACAUGUUUGACGGUAGCAUGUGAUUGUGUGGUCAUAUUUAACACAUGUUUGACGGUAGUAUGUGAUUGUGUGAUCAUAUUUAACACAUGUUUGACGGUAGUAUGUGAUUGUGUGAUCAUAUUUAACACAUGUUUGACGGUAGCAUGUGAUUGUCUGAUCACAUUUAACACAUGUUUGACGGUAGUAUGUGAUUGUGUGGUCAUAUUUAAUACAUGUUUGACGGUAGCAUGUGAUUGUCUGAUCACAUUUAAUACAUGUUUGACGGUAGCAUGUGAUUGUGUGAUCAUAUUUAACACAUGUUUGACAGUAGCAUGUGAUUGUGUGAUCACAUUUAACACAUGUUUGGCGGUAGCAUGUGAUUGUGUGGUCAUAUUUAACACAUGUUUGACGGUAGCAUGUGAUUGUGUGAUCACAUUUAACACAUGUUUGACGGUAGUAUGUGAUUGUGUGAUCACAUUUAACACAUGUUUGACGGUAGUAUGUGAUUGUGUGAUCAUAUUUAACACAUGUUUAAUGUAUUUUUGAUGAGCUGUUAGGUUAACAAACUGGACAAGUGCAGUGUUUUUAUUAAGUCAGAAAAUUAUAUGUUCAGAGUUUUGGAUGGUUGAGUUUAUUUUUUGGUAAACAAUUAAUUCUUAGCUCACCUGGCCCGAAGAAUACGGCUUCUCAAAUGGCCCGAAGGGUAUGGCGUUUCACCCGGCCUGAAGGGUAUGGUGUCUCAACUGGCCCGAAGGGUAUGGCGUUUCACCCGGCCUGAAGGGUAUGGUGUCUCAACUGGCCGAAGGGUAUGGCGUCUCAACCGGUCUGAAGGGUAUGGCGUAUCACCUGGCCCGGAGGGUAUGGCGUUUCACCCGGCCUGAAGGGAAGGGUGUCUCACCUGGCCCGGAGGGUAUGGUGUUUCACCCGGCCUGAAGGGUUGGCGUCUCAACCGGUCUGAAGGGUAUGGCGUAUCACCCGGCCCGGAGGGUAUGGCGUUUCACCCGGCCUGAAGGGAAGGGUGUCUCACCUGGCCCGGAGGGUAUGGUGUUUCACCCGGCCGGAAGGGAAGGGUGUCUCACCUGGCCCGGAGGGUAUGGUGUUUCACCCGGCCGGAGGGUAUGGCGUUUCACCCGGCCUGGAGGGUAUGGCAUUUCACCUGACCUGAAGGGUAUGGUGUCUCAUCUGCGUGAAGGGUAUGGCGUUUCACCCGGCCUGAAGGGUAACGGCCCGGAGGGUAUGGCGUCUCACCCGGCCUGAAGGGUAUGGCGUAUCACCCGGCCUGAAGGGUAUGGCUUAUCACCCAGCCCGAAGGGUAUGGCGUCUCACCAGGCCUGAAGGGUAACGGCCUGGAGGGUAUGGUGUCUCACUUGGCCAGAAGGGUAUGGUGUCUCACCUGGCCUGAAGGUAAUGGUGUCUCACCUGGCCUGAAGGGUAACGGCCUGGAGGGUAUGGUGUCUCACCUGGCCUGAAGGUAAUGGUGUCUCACCUGGCCUGGAGGGUAUGGUGUCUCACCUGGCCUGGAGGGUAUGGUGUCUCACCUGGCCCGGAGGGUAUGGUGUCUCACCCGGCCUGGAGGGUAUGGUGUCUCACUUGGCCAGAAGGGUAUGGUGUCUCACCUGGCAGGGAGGGUAUGGUGUCUCACCUGGCUGUCCAAAAAAAACCACUACUAGUAAGACUCUUGUGUGGAUUUUAACCAAAUUGGAUCUAAAGCAUUCUUGGGUGAAGGGAAACCAAUUUUAUAUUAAAGGAGGGGUAAAGCUAAAUAGAGGAAAUUCUGAUGAAAUCCUCCUAUAGGAAUAUAGAAGUGUUUCACCAUAUUCACUGCAAUAGCCAGGUGAGUGAUACAGGCCCCCUGGGCCUCUUGUUUGUUUGCUAGAAGACAAGGUAUGAUAUGCAUGAAUGCAAUCAAAUUAGCAAUAACUCAAUCCGUGUCAGACUUCAAUAAAACUUUGUGUGAUUUGUUGUGACUUUAGAGAGAUUUAUCAAAAUUUUCAUCAGAUAUGCUGGCAUACACUGAACUGUCCCUUCAUACAAGGGAACUUUUUUUUUGAUGACUUUGACGUCCUAUGAUUGAUGGUGUGCUGGCGUAUAUCAGUGUGUUUCAGCAGGCUGUUAACAAAUCUUACUUUAACUAUUUGACGUACAUGUCAGUGUUAUUGCCAAAGCUUUUAUCAUCAAGGUGUGACAGGUGUGACAAGGUGUGACAGGUGUGACAAGGCCUUCAGCCAACAUAUUGUGCCUUGGUCCAAAACUUACCAGCAGCGUCAUUGUUAAAUACUACCAGUAACCACCCCAGUUUAUGUUGUAUAGUUGUCAGAAUUCUGUCAUCAUGUGUGGAGGGAUGUGAGGUCACAGUUUAUCUUACCAGGCAAAUUUUACCUGAGAACUACAAGUCAUUAUAUGUAGAAAACUUGCAAUUAUAUAUUUUAUCGAAAGAUAUUGUCACAUGUGGCAACAGAAUCUGUAAAUAUUUUUUUUGUUACUUGGUGAACAAAAUCAAAGAUCAUUGUCACUGUAGUUUAUGUGGCUUACAGUUUGUGAUUGUAAAAACUUUGAGUAAUCUGAAAAUCCUGAUUUGAUCCAAGUCAGAGUGGGAGUUGGAGGUUAGGCCAGGUUGGGCUUACCGAGGACGAGGUUAGGCCAGGUUGGGCUUUCCAAAGUCGAGGUUAGGCCAGGUUGGGCUUACCAAAGUCAAGGUUAGGCCAGGUUGGGCUUACCAAAGUCGAGGUUAGACCAGGUUGGGCUUACCAAAGUCGAGGUUAGGUCAGGUUGGGCUUACCAAAGUCAAGGUUAGGCCAGGUUGGGCUUACCAAAGUCAAGGUUAGACCAGGUUGGGCUUACCAAAGUCAAGGUUAGGCCAGGUUGGGCUUUCCAAAGUCGAGGUUAGGUCAGGUUGGGCUUACCAAAGUCAAGGUUAGGCCAGGUUGGGCUUACCAAAGUCAAGGUUAGACCAGGUUGGGCUUACCAAAGUCGAGGUUAGGCCAGGUUGGGCUUACCGAGGACGAGGUUAGGCCAGGUUGGGCUUUCCAAAGUCGAGGUUAGGCCAGGUUGGGCUUACCAAAGUCGAGGUUAGGCCAGGUUGGGCUUACCGAGGACGAGGUUAGGCCAGGUUGGGCUUACCAAAGUCGAGGUUAGACCAGGUUGGGCUUACCAAAGUCAAGGUUAGACCAGGUUGGGCUUACCAAAGUCGAGGUUAGACCAGGUUGGGCUUACCGAGGACGUGGUUAGGCCAGGUUGGGCUUACCAAAGUCGAGGUUAGACCAGGUUGGGCUUACCGAGGAUGUGGUUAGGCCAGGUUGGGCUUACCGAGGACAAGGUUAGGCCAGGUUGGGCUUACAAUGGUCGAGCUUACCGAGGUCAAGGUAAGGCCAGGUCGGGCUUACUGAGGUCAAGGUUAGGCCAGGUUGAUCUUACUGAGGUCAAGGUAAGGCCAGAUCAGGCUUACCGAGGUCAAGGUAAGACCAGGUUGGGCUUACCGAGGUCGAGGUAAGGCCAGGUCGGGCUUACCAACUCUUUUCUGUUAAUGAAAGAAUCAUGCCACAAUCAUUUUCAUAUGAGAACAAAACGCACAAUUACUUGUAUCAUUGUUGAAUUUGAUGAGGUUGAUAAUUUUCCUUAGAAGGUUCAUUAUAGACAGGAAUGAUUGACACAAAACAACAAUAUCAAUAUGUCACAUAACCUCAUAAUAAUGUGCUGAGAUCAAAAUCAAAAUUUAAAUAAUUCAUGAGCUCAAAUCAUUAAAUCUAAAGCUAAUCACAAUCAAACAGAAUCGAAAUGUAGAGAAUGUCCAGUACAUUAUCUGCUGAUUUAGGGUAAUCCCCGAGGUUCAGUAUACCUGCUGUUUUAGGGUAAUCCCCGAGGUUCAGUAUACCUGCUGUUUUAGGGUAAUCCCCGAGGUUCAGUAUAUCUACUGUUUUAGGGUAAUCCCCGAGGUUCAGUAUAUCUACUGUUUUAGGGUAAUCCCCGAGGUUCAGUAUAUCUACUGUUUUAGGGAAUCCCGAGGUUCAGUAUAUCUACUGUUUUAGGGUAAUCCCCGAGGUUCAAUAUAUCUACUGUUUUAGGGUAAUCCCCAAGGUUCAGUAUAUCUGCUGUUUUAGGGUAAUCCCCGAGGUUCAGUAUAUCUACUGUUUUAGGGUAAUCCCCGAGGUUCAGUAUAUCUACUGUUUUAGGGUAAUCCCCGAGGUUCAGUAUAUCUGCUGUUUUAGGGUAAUCCCCAAGGUUCAGUAUAUCUACUGUUUUAGGGUAAUCCCCGAGGUUCAGUAUACCUGCUGUUUUAGGGUAAUCCCCGAGGUUCAGUAUAUCUACUGUUUUAGGGUAAUCCCCGAGGUUCAGUAUACCUGCUGUUUUAGGGUAAUCCCCAAGGUUUAGUAUAUCUGCUGUUUUAGGGUAAUCCCCGAGGUUCAGUAUAUCUGCUGUUUUAGGGUAAUCCCCCAGGAUCAGUAUACCUGCUGUUUUAGGGUAAUCCCCGAGGUUGGGUAUAUCUACUGUUUUAGGGUAAUCCCCAAGGUUCAGUAUACCUGCUGUUUUAGGGUAAUCCCCGAGGUUGGGUAUAUCUACUGUUUUAGGGUAAUCCCCGAGGUUCAGUAUAUCUACUGUUUUAGGGUAAUCCCCGAGGUUCAGUACAUCUGCUAUUUUAGGGUAAUCCCCGAGGUUCGGAGUGUAUAUAAACAUCAGGUGUUUAUUUUUCAUGUUUACAUACAAUAUUAUACUUUUAUAAUGCCAGUAAACAACAUAUUAAACUUUCUAAGUGUAAGAUACAGGUGUAGGGCCUAUGCUGAGUCAUGUCUGUACACAUCGGUCAGAUCGGUCAAGUCUGUACACAUCGGUCAGAUUGGUCAUGUCUGUACACAUCGGUCAGAUCGGUCAUGUCUGUACACAUCGGUCAGAUCAGUCAGAUCGGUCAAGUCUGUACACAUCGGUCAGAUUGGUCAUGUCUGUACACAUCGGUCAGAUCAGUCAGAUCGGUCAAGUCUGUACACAUCGGUCAGAUCGGUCAUGUCUGUACACAUCGGUCAGAUCAGUGAGAUCGGUCAAGUCUGUACACAUCGGUCAGAUCGGUCAUGUCUGUACACAUCGGUCAGAUCGGUCAAGUCUGUACACAUCGGUCAGAUCGGUCAUGUCUGUACACAUCGGUCAGAUCGGUCAAGUCUGUACACAUCGGUCAGAUCGGUCAUGUCUGUACACAUCGGUCAGAUCGGUCAUGUCUGUACACAACGGUCAGAUCUGUCAUGUCUGUACACAUCGGUCAGAUCGGUCAUGUCUGUACACAUCGGUCAGAUCGGUCAUGUCUGUACACAUCGGUCAUGUCUGUACACAUCGGUCAUGUCUGUACACAUCGGUCAGAUCGGUCAUGUCUGCCCACUAUGUUUAUUGCAGUUUGUCAAAAUGCUGGAAAAAACAGGCUUGUUACAGGAUACCUAGACUAGAUACAGGGUACCCGGACUUGUUACAGGGUACUGGGACUUGUUACAGGAUACCUAGACUUGUUACAGGGUACUGGGACUUGUUACAGGGUACCCGGACUUGUUACAGGGUAAUGGGACUUGUUACAGGAUACCUAGACUAGAUACAGGGUACCCGGACUUGUUACAGGGUACUGGGACUUGUUACAGGAUACCUAGACUUGUUACAGGGUACUGGGACUUGUUACAGGGUACCUGGACUUGUUACAAGGUACCCAGACUAGUUACAGGGUACUGGGACUAGUUACAGGGUACUGGGACUUGUUACAAGGUACCCGGACUUGUUACAGGGUACUGGGACUUGUUACAAGGUACCCGGACUUGUUACAGGGUACUGGGACUUGUUACAAGGUACCCGGACUAGUUACAGGGUACUGGGACUUGUUACAGGGUACCCGGACUUGUUACAGCGUACCCGGACUUGUUACAGGGUACCUAGACUAGUUACAGGGUACCAAGACUUGUUACAGGGUACCCGGACUUGUUACAGCGUACCCGGACUUGUUACAGGGUACCUAGACUAGUUACAGGGUACCAAGACUUGUUACAGGGUACUGGGACUUGUUACAGGGUACCCAGAGUUGUUACAGGGUACUGGGACUUGUUACAGGGUACCCGGACUUGUUACAGCGUACCCGGACUUGUUACAGGGUACCUAGACUAGUUACAGGGUACCAAGACUUGUUACAGGGUACCCGGACUUGUUACAGCGUACCCGGACUUGUUACAGGGUACCUAGACUAGUUACAGGGUACCAAGACUUGUUACAGGGUACCCGGACUUGUUACAGGGUACUGGGACUUGUUACAGGGUACCCGGACUUGUUACAGCGUACCUGGACUUGUUACAGGGUACCCAGACUUGUUACAGGAUACCUAGACUUGUUACAGGGUGCCCGGACUUGAUACAGGGUACUGUGACUUGUUACAGGAUACCCAGACUAGUUACAGGGUACUCGGACUUGUAACAGGGUACCUGAACUUGUUACAAGGUACCUAGACUUGUUACAGCGUACCCUGUGCAGACAUUUCUACAUGGUUAUGUUAGAUCUGUAUAUAAAAUGUUAAUCUUUUGAUGUCAGAUUUUCAUAUUUCAAUUUUUUUACCCGAGUGAUUAUAUGUAUGUACUUCAAAUUCUUUUGUAAUGUUUAACAAAUAGCCCGUAAUUCUACAUCAGUCGGGCGAGACAAAUAGCCCGUAAUUCUACAUUAGUCGGCCGAGACAUGACUCAGUAUGGGGUGUUUGUCUCAUCAUUUAUCACGUUACUUCAGCAUUUGUAUAUAGCCCUGUGUCGAUGUAUAUUUGUACAUUAUUUUAGCCAAAUCUGUUAAAUUGUACAUAGAUUUUGUAUAUAAAGACAUCAAUCGAGAUUAUUCCUUUACUUGGUACAUUUCCAGUUGAGGAUAGCAGAGUGACAGACCAGUCUGACAUGGUGCAUUAGAGAUGCUGGGGGAGGAAGCUCGGAGAGAUUUUAUCAUUGUUGUUAUACAUCUAGUGUGCACACUCUGUUUUAAUGUACAUAUUACAUCAAUGUGAUUUUGGUAUUUACCCAUAUAUCUCUUAUAUAUCUAUAACUAUAUACGUAUCAUUAAUAUCAUAUUUAUUAUCUCAUUGUCUUAUGUAUUCUCUCUACCAAACAUCUUAGUCUAGGAGCCUCCUGGAAAUAUCUUAGUCUAGGAGUCUCCUGGAAAUAUCUUAGUCUAGGAAUCUCCUAGAAAUAUCUUAGUCUAGGAGUCUCCUGGAAAUAUCUUUGUCUAGGAGUCUCCUGGAAAUAUCUUAGUCUAGGAGUCUCCUGGAAAUAUCUUAGUCUAGGAGUCUCCUGGGAAUAUUUUUACCAACAUGAUACUUUCCUGUGGACCAUUUCAUCAGCUCGACCUUUUUUACUGGUUAAAUGAGUACAUCAAAAUAAACAACAUACAUCUUCUAUCAUCAAUUAUCCACGAGCAUAAUUGUUUGAGGAAUUCAUUCCGUAACCUGGAGUUAUAUGUUGUUUGAAAUGGUCUAAUCAACUAUGCAAUGUGGUGAUAUUAUUAUUUUGUCUUGAUUUAAACAAGGUUGGUAUUGAUGGCCAAUAUUUAACGAAGAUAAGUGAUCAUUAAAAUCAGCAAAUGGUGAAUUUGA
This is a messenger RNA of Pecten maximus, 12516 nucleotides long. RefSeq names its product protein WWC2-like. The transcript is spliced from 26 exons. Gene Ontology annotation, cellular component: cytoplasm. Lineage: Eukaryota; Metazoa; Mollusca; Bivalvia; Pectinida; Pectinidae. Gene Ontology annotation, biological process: regulation of hippo signaling; cell migration; negative regulation of organ growth. The record is from RefSeq and is a predicted model, not a curated record. Gene Ontology annotation, molecular function: molecular adaptor activity; kinase binding. Bases 76 to 3966 code for a protein of 1296 amino acids.